Paramecium octaurelia is the source of this 495-nucleotide messenger RNA. NCBI's taxonomy places the organism in Eukaryota, Ciliophora, Oligohymenophorea, Peniculida, Parameciidae. The record is from the annotation of a GenBank genome assembly.
AUGAAAAACUGUCAAUAAAAUCAACGAUAAAAUUUUUACAAUUUCGUAUUUGGAUAUAAUAAAGAUUAGAGGUCUACUUCUAUGAAAGUAGAGAGAUUGAGACAGAUCACUGAAACUAGUGAAAUCAAAUAAAAUUAUUAUAAAGGAUUGUAACUUGGCAAAACUAGUGAAAAUGCAUUGAAGGUGAUUCAUAUGAAAUUAGAGAGACAGAGGCUUAGAAGAUAAUCAUUUGAAACGAAAACAGAAAUGGAGGAGGAACAUCUGCCUUAAGUUUAAUAUCCUGUUAAGCCUCCAAUUCUGCAUAGAACAAUAGUUAGCAAUAAAGAAAAUAUUAUUGAAAUGCCAUAUAAUUUAGCCAAAUAACAAUAAUUUUAAAAAAUAUACUAAAUUAAACGUAGACGAUUAUCAUAAAGAAUGAAGGUUAAGAAGAGUGAACCUACUAUAGAUUUUAGUCCAUGGGAAAAUCAGGAUAAUUUAGACUUUGACUUUUAUUGA